GCAUUUUCUUGUGUGUUCAAACAAACUUCCUUUUUUGAUAGGAUACACCCAUUCCUCCACAUUAGGGGUUCGAAAUGGCUACCCUUCUUCUCACCCUUCUCUCGGCUGCAUUGCUCGCUUCGAUAGCGACAAUGCAUGUCGAGGCCCGGGCCUUCUUCGUGUUUGGGGACUCGCUCGUGGACGUUGGCAACAACAACUACCUCGCAACGACUGCACGCGCGGACGCCCCACCAUACGGAAUUGACUAUCCCGGGCGCCGCGCCACCGGCCGCUUCUCCAACGGCUACAACAUCCCCGAUCUCAUCAGUCAGAGCAUUGGUCAAAGUGAAUCGCCUCUGCCCUAUUUGAGUCCAGCAAUGAGUGGCUCCAAAUUGCUAAUUGGCACCAAUUUUGCAUCUGCUGGAGUUGGAAUCCUUAAUGACACUGGAGUUCAGUUUGUGAAUAUAAUCAGAAUUGGGCAACAGAUGCAAUAUUUUCAGCAAUAUCAGUCUAGAUUGAGCCAAAUAGUAGGAGCAGAAGAGAGUCAAAGACUCGUGAAUGAAGCUUUGGUCCUAAUCACUUUGGGAGGAAAUGAUUUUGUUAACAACUAUUAUUUGGUACCAUUUUCUGCCCGAUCACGCCAGUAUUCUCUUCAGAACUAUGUUCCCUUUAUCAUCUCCGAGUAUCGCAAAGUUCUGAUGAGACUACAUGAGCUAGGUGCACAAAAGGUUCUGGUCACUGGAACCGGGCCACUCGGCUGUGUACCCGCCGAGCUAGCUCAGCGUAGCAGGAACGGAGAGUGCUCACCGGAACUCCAACUAGCUGCCGGACUCUUCAACCCGCAGCUCACCGAGAUGCUUCUCUCGCUCAACUCUGAGAUUGGUAGCAACGUCUUCAUCGCUGCCAACACACAGCUUACACACUACGACUUCAUCAACAACCCUCAAGCAUUCGGGUUCGUGACCUCAAAGGUGGCGUGCUGCGGACAGGGACCGUACAACGGGAUAGGUCUAUGUACACCACUCUCCAACCUGUGCCCAAACAGAGAUGUGUAUGCAUUUUGGGACCCAUUCCAUCCCUCUGAGAGAGCAAACAGAAUCAUUGUGCAGCAAAUCCUGACUGGAUCAUUAGACUACAUGAAUCCCAUGAAUCUCAGCACCAUUCUAGCCAUGGAUUCUCAGACAUGAAUCAUCAAUUCAUGAUGAUGGUCCAAGCAAAAAGUUUAGUUUCUGAUUGGCUUUUUCCCUUUUACUAUUUCAUUGCACAUUCAUGUUUAAGAUCAUAUGUUUUGUGUUUCAAUUUGUGUCUUUUUCUUUCCAGUGUAAUUGUUAUGGAGAGAACUUUUUUAUUUCUAUUUUUGUAUUUUGGUUUUGGUUGAGGAAUUUAAUGAAUUAGUAUGAUAUUCUGUCUGUUGUGGUAAA
Molecule: messenger RNA, 1400 nt
Organism: Salvia splendens (bonfire salvia)
Lineage: Eukaryota; Viridiplantae; Streptophyta; Magnoliopsida; Lamiales; Lamiaceae
Product: GDSL esterase/lipase At5g33370
Exons: 5
Coding region: 75-1166 (363 amino acids)
Molecular function (GO): hydrolase activity, acting on ester bonds
Source: RefSeq, a predicted model, not a curated record